Messenger RNA from Arxiozyma heterogenica, 1443 nucleotides. It is a transcript of the gene PTC2, whose product is annotated as type 2C protein phosphatase PTC2. The transcript has a single exon. Gene Ontology annotation, biological process: protein dephosphorylation. Gene Ontology annotation, molecular function: protein serine/threonine phosphatase activity. Bases 1 to 1443 code for a protein of 480 amino acids. NCBI's taxonomy places the organism in Eukaryota, Fungi, Ascomycota, Saccharomycetes, Saccharomycetales, Saccharomycetaceae. The record is from RefSeq and is a predicted model, not a curated record.
AUGGGACAGAUUCUAUCUAAUCCAGUAAUAGAUAAGGAACAUCAUUCAGGCGAAGACUUGUUUACGGCUUUUGGUCUUUGUGCCAUGCAAGGAUGGAGAAUGUCGAUGGAGGAUGCACAUAUAGUAGAGCCAAAUGUUUUGCCCGAAAAUGAUAAGGAUUAUAUUGCAUUCUAUACAAUUUUUGAUGGACACGGUGGAUCAGGUGUUGCUCAAUUUGCUGGCGAAAAGAUGACCUCAAUCUUACAAAAACAAAAAUCUUUCCAAAAUGGUGAUUUAUCUAAAGCCUUAAUCGACACUUUUCUAUCUGUUGAUAAGGAAUUGCUAAAGGACCCAAUCUUGAAAAAUGAUCACAGUGGCUGUACUGCAACUACCAUUUUAAUAUCCAAAUUACAAAACCUAUUAAUUUGUGGUAACUCAGGGGAUAGUAGAACUGUUCUUUCCACUGGUGGUCUGGCUAAAGCUUUAUCCUUCGAUCACAAACCAACUUUGACUUCUGAAAAGUCCCGUAUUGUGGCUGCUGAUGGAUUCGUGGAAAUGGACCGGGUUAAUGGUAACUUGGCUUUGUCUAGAGCUAUCGGUGAUUUUGAAUUCAAAUCCAAUGAUAAUUUGAGUCCAUACGAACAAAUCGUUACUUGUGUACCGGAUAUUAUUCAACACAAACUAAAUUAUGAAAAUGAUGAAUUUGUUAUCUUAGCAUGCGAUGGUAUUUGGGAUUGUUUGACAUCUCAAGAGUGUGUCGAUCUAGUACAUUAUGGUAUCAAGAAAGGUGAUAUGUCUUUAAAUGAUAUCGCAUCUCGUAUCAUUGAUGUAUGUUGUUCUCCAACUACAGAAGGUACAGGAAUCGGUUGUGACAACAUGAGUAUCACUAUUGUUGCUUUAUUGAAGGAUGGGGAAUCUGUAGAACAAUGGUUUGAGAGAAUAAGAGCUAAAAAUUAUGAUCGUCCAAUAUCAUUUGAGUUGAAAAGAAAAGUUAUAUAUAAUUAUUAUGAAUUUAAAGACGAUAAAUCUAUAUUUGAUAUCACUACAAAGAAACCACAGGAAAGAUUUAAUCAUGAUUCUAGUGCAGACGACGAUGAAAAUUCCAUGGAGAUUGAUGAUACAGAUGCCGAUGAUAGUGAAGAUGGUAAUAAGAGAACAAAGAAAGGAAAUGAACUUGGCGCAUUCCCAAUUGAAGCAUUGUUAGGUAAUGGAAUACAUUUGACUACAGGUUCAGAUAGUAAUACAUAUAUUACAGGCAAUUUGGUCGAUAUGUUAGCUACAUUUAAAAAGGUGGCAUCAGAAGGCCAGAUUUCAAUAGUUAAUGACGUUGAGGGAAAAGAGGGAGAAGAAGAAGAAGAAGAAAAUAUCGGUAAGGAUGGAAAUGUUAGUUUGAGUGAUAAAAAUAGUAAGGAUAAGGGUACUGAUGAUUCAAAAGAGAAUAAAUCUUCAAAAAGCCAAAACUGA